AUGUUGAAGCUCAUCUCCGAGCCCACCUGUGACAAGACAGGCAAAUGCGGCGCAAUGGGGCCACCUCUGACCAUCCUGGGCAUAGUGUCCAAGGUGAUUCGCUUCUCCCUGCUUCCCAACACGCUCAUAUUGCCGCUCACGAGCAUGCGAUUUGUCGAGCAGUGCCGGGACAAGUACAUCAUCUACUCGCAGGAUGUCAGCAUCGGUUUCUGGGUCUAUUGUUGGUUGCUAGCGGACCUGGUCACGAUGAUCAUUCUGUACGUUGUCGCUAAGACCGUGCUGGGCGGACAGGCGCUCAGCAAGAUGUGGUACCGGUGCUACAAAACGAUUUCCAUUUUCACGACCUUGAUCGCCCUGAAUCUCUUUUUCUUCGACCUCAUCUGCUGCUUCAAACUGAGGAGCACCGACAGAGACGGCGGCGGCACUCGAGACAACCUGCCGAUCCCCAUCUUCGACGGGACUGGCUGGUGGGACUUCUCGAGGCACGUUGAGGCCUGGCAGUUGGCAGCCUCGCUGAAGCGGGAGCGCCGCGGGCCGGCGCUCGACGCCGGGCCGCGGGACGACGCGUGGGCCGCCGUCGAAGACAUCAACCUGGAGCGGUUCGCGGAGCUAGGCGGGCUCGAGUUUCUCAUGCUCGAGCUCAAGGACCGCUUCGAGGAGCAGGAGAUCCUGCGACAGGGCGACGCACUAUAUGAGUUCUUUGUCCUGCGCACGAGGCGGCAGCAGGAGCAGACGCGGACGUUCAUGAGACGGUUUAACGCUCUCGUGCGCAGGCUGGCCAAGUUUGCGGCAACGUUGCCGCCGAUUGUGCUCGGAUGUGGCCAACACCAGACCGCGCGCGCCGAGCUGGGCGAGCAGCCAGACACGAUGAGCGAGCACCUCCUCGACCUCGGCGAUGAUGAGUACCACGCGGUGGACAAGUUCCGGGCGAAGUUCACCAGGGCGAAGUUCAAGACGAAGGAUAUGCGGAAGCGCGUCGGUCUCGCAAUCUACGACAGCGGAUUCACGAGAUGCGUCAUCGGCUACAACGUGCCCGAGCUGCGGGCGGCGACGCUGAGACGCUGCGCCCGAGCCUCGAGGCGCCGGCAGGUCGCCGAAAAGGAGCGGUGCAGGCCAGCGGCGAAGCAGCGCGGCGUCCGCGACGGCCCGAGAUCUGGCACCUUCAGUUUUCCAAAGGAGUUGGGCGCGCCGCCAGUGCCGGUCCAGGACGAGGGGCAGAAGCGCAUCGCCUACGAAAGCGAGCAGAAGCACCGUAUUGAUUGA
Prorocentrum cordatum is the source of this 1263-nucleotide messenger RNA. NCBI's taxonomy places the organism in Eukaryota, Dinophyceae, Prorocentrales, Prorocentraceae. The record is from the annotation of a GenBank genome assembly.